Messenger RNA from Uncinocarpus reesii 1704, 3252 nucleotides. RefSeq lists its product as uncharacterized. Gene Ontology annotation, molecular function: four-way junction DNA binding; hydrolase activity; 3'-5' DNA helicase activity. Gene Ontology annotation, biological process: double-strand break repair via synthesis-dependent strand annealing; interstrand cross-link repair; replication fork reversal. The coding region runs from base 1 to 3252 and encodes 1083 amino acids. The record is from RefSeq and is a predicted model, not a curated record. The transcript has a single exon. NCBI's taxonomy places the organism in Eukaryota, Fungi, Ascomycota, Eurotiomycetes, Onygenales, Onygenaceae.
AUGUCCGACAGCUAUGGGUUGAGCGAUUUUGCGUACGAUGAUGAACUCUUUAACCACGUUGAUGCAUCGGCCCUCGAAACACAGCGACCAGCGAAACGUCGCCGCGUCAGCGCGCUCGAUACGGAAACCCAACAAAAGAACAUCGAGAACGACCCGGAGUCAGACACGGAUUCCAGUUUUUUCAAUCCUUCUUUGCCCCCAUACCCGAAAGCAAAUGGCAACGGUAUUUCUGGAAAGGCCACUGCGCGCAAGUCGAAGACGUACACGCCUCAGUACAGUGUUGAUCAAGAGCCCUUGUUCGUGAGCCAGACGCAACCCGCCUCGAGCCCAUCAAAACUUCGUGGUCCCCGUUGGAAAGCGCCAGAGCGCGCAAAGCCCUGUUCGUUUUCGAGCGCAAGGCCGGCCGCUACAUUGCAAACCACUGCAGGAAAAGACACAGAUGCGAUUGAGGGCGGAGAUGUCAAGGCCGCUAUUGCCGCGUCGCUUCGGUCAUUCGAGGAAGAACAAACCGCUCGAGGAGCAACGAGUCUGGCUGAGGAGCCGUUGGGGACGCCCGAUAUCAAUCAUGGUCUUGCUGUUUCUGAUCCUGUGUCUACUGCCAAAACGGAAUCUGUAUAUGACUUUGAUGAUAUUCCAGACGAUGCCUUCGACUUCGAGCCCGAGUACGCGAAACCUACAGGCAACGGGUCGAUUUUGAUUUCAUCUCAACCUCGGCCGUCGCAGAACUUGUCUCGCUCGCAAAACACCAGUUUCCGACAGACUACACUACUUGGCGGAUUUGCUAAUAGUAGCAAUAAGUCGUCAUCCCAACCCGCGGUGCGUAGCUGGCCAUUGGCGAACCGAUCCGAACCGCCGACUCAUCAUCUGUUGAAUAAUCACGCCCUGCGGCGUUGGAUUUUCCCAGGGAACCUAGGCAGUAAAAGAGAAUACCAGUUCAACAUAGCUCAUAGAGCACUAUUCCAUAAUCUGCUUGUUGCCUUACCUACUGGCUUGGGCAAAACGUUUAUUGCUGCCACAGUCAUGUUAAAUUGGUUCAAUUGGACAAAAGAUGCUCAGAUUGUAUUUGUUGCUCCAACGAAGCCGCUCGUAUCACAGCAGGUUGACGCCUGUUUCCAUAUCGUUGGAAUACCUCGUUCCAAAACAACGUUACUGACCGGGAAUACUGCCCCAGGUAUCAGGGCCGAAGAAUGGCAGUCAAAACGCGUAUUCUUUAUGACGCCCCAAACGAUAAUGAACGACCUCAAAACGGGAAUUGCCGAUCCGAAACGCAUCGUUCUCCUUGUUGUUGACGAAGCGCAUCGUGCCACCGGGGCGUACGCGUAUGUCGAGAUCGUGAAGUUUCUUCAAAGGUUCAACAAUAGUUUUAGAGUGCUGGCGCUGACUGCCACCCCUGGUGCAACUGUUGAAGCGGUUCAGGAGGUUAUCGAUGGGCUUAGCAUAUCUCGAAUUGAAAUACGGACUGAGAACUCUCUCGACAUUCGGGAAUUCAUCCACAAACGAAAUGUCGACACUAUAACUUUUGAUAACUCGCGAGAAAUGGAGACGGCCAUGGAACUAUUUGCCAAGGCGUUACAGCCCGCUGUCGACAAACUCCGAAACCAGAAUGCCUAUUGGGGAAGAGAUCCGAUAGCUCUCACUCCGUUUGGGCUUACUAAAGCUCGACAGGAGUGGAAUGCCUCUGCUGGUGGGAGAGCCGCAUCUUGGCCUGUCAAAGGCAUGAUAAACUCAAUAUUCACCGUGCUCGCCAGUCUAGCGCAUGCAAUAGACCUUCUGAAAUAUCAUGGUAUCGGCCCAUUCUUCAGGAGCCUAGUUUCAUUUGAAGACUCGGUGUUAAAAGAAAAGAAAGGUGGAAAAUGCGCUUCUCAGAUCGUCUCAGACGGAAAUUUCAAGACUCUGAUGCGUAAAUUGCGAGUUUGGACAAGUAGCGAAGAUUUUAUUGGGCAUCCAAAAAUGGAGUAUUUAAAGCAAGCUAUUUUGAAUCACUUUUUGGAUGUUGGAAGCAAGAUCAACGAAUCCGCGGAAUCGGAUACCCGUGUCAUGAUUUUCAGUCACUUUCGCGAUAGUGCGGAAGAGAUUGUUCGAGUUCUCAAGAAGCAUCAACCAAUGAUACGCCCUCAUGUUUUCGUCGGGCAGGCAAAUGCUAAGGGAUCGGAGGGGAUGGAUCAGAAGACUCAAUUAGACGUUGUUUCGAAAUUCAAAACCGGCACCUACAAUACCAUCGUCGCGACAUCCAUUGGUGAGGAAGGUCUGGAUAUUGGCGAAGUUGAUUUGAUUAUUUGCUACGAUGGCCACUCGUCUCCUAUCCGAAUGUUGCAAAGAAUGGGACGAACGGGGAGAAAACGAGCGGGAAAUAUCAUUCUUUUACUUUCAAAGGGGAAGGAAGAGGAAUCAUACUGCAAAGCAAAAGAUAGCUAUGAGAAAAUGCAGCAGCUCAUUGCCUCUGGGACGAGGUUUACAUUCCAUGACGACAAAUCGCCGCGCAUAAUCCCCCGUGACGUCCAUCAAGAAGUUGAAGAGAAGGUGAUUGACAUCCCUCUCGAAAACUCUCAAUCAGGAUUACCCGAGCCCACUAAACGCGCUCGAGCCCCGAAGCGGCCACCGAAGAAGUUCCACAUGCCUGACGGUGUUGAAACGGGAUUUACAAAGGCUUCGCGUCUGGGGCGUACGAAGACAAAGUCAAGUGGCCGGUCAAAAACAAAGCCAGCUGUGCGCACGCCUAGUCCUGAACUCGAGGAGUUUCCCGACCUCAACGAACUAUGCGCGAACCAAAGCCAGGAGUUGGCAAAUGACCUGGACUUCCAGGAGAUUGUUGGUAAACAUACCCCAAGCCUUCGCAUGGGUGCCUAUCCCGAAUAUCAAAGAUCUCUUCGACCCACGAAAAAUAUACAGCACAGCAAAUACACUCGUCAGGUGGUCAAAACGUUUGAGAACUUUGGACAUCUGGGUUCAGAUUGCGAGGACCAAUACCGGGCCGUGAUAGGUGACCCUGACGAGGAAGAUCCGAAUCUCGACUAUCUUUCUACAGAUCGCGAAGAUGAUGUAGAACCGAUUCCCAAACCUCAAUCCAAUCGGGCUUCCCAAUCAGAACAUUAUGACAGCGACCAUUCAUUAGAUCUUGAUACGUUAUUCCCAUUUUUGGCUGGAGCUAGUAACCAGGUUUCUGGGCCCGGCGGAGCCGAUAACACAAGCCCGAAGCCGUCCCAGCGAAGAAAACGCUAUGCAGUCAGUGAUGAUAGCGAUGUGGAAGAGUAG